This is a messenger RNA of Trichoderma virens Gv29-8, 1491 nucleotides long. RefSeq lists its product as uncharacterized. The record is from RefSeq and is a predicted model, not a curated record. Lineage: Eukaryota; Fungi; Ascomycota; Sordariomycetes; Hypocreales; Hypocreaceae. Gene Ontology annotation, molecular function: carboxylic acid transmembrane transporter activity. Gene Ontology annotation, biological process: carboxylic acid transport; transmembrane transport. Gene Ontology annotation, cellular component: plasma membrane. Bases 1 to 1491 code for a protein of 496 amino acids. The transcript has 5 exons.
AUGUCUGUUGGACCAGGGGAGAGUGAGGCUCCCAAACCAGAAAUCAUAUCCUCUGACACCAAGAUUAAGACUGUUGGCGGGCCAGUGGCCGCCGAGAUAACCAAAGAUGAAGGAUACUACAGCAAGCUCUCAGUUUGGUUGAUGGUUCUGUUCUCUGGUCUCGCCAUUGGAUCAGACGGCUACAAUGCCGCCGUAAUAGGCAAUGUCGAACUUCUUCUCGGCGUCAUCUACCCAGAUGAUCUCACCAACUCCAUCUACUCGCGCCUCAGCAAUGCCUUCCUCAUCGGUAUGAUCAUCGGCAUGCUCUUCUUUGGCGUCAUCGUCGACCAACUGGGCCGCAAGACGGGCGCCGUGGCCACAACCAUCCUCCUUGUCCUUGGAAUCGCCAUGUCCGCUGCUGCCAACGGCUCCUCUCCCAAAGGUCUGUUCUGGAUGCUCAUCGUUGCUCGAGGCGUUGCCGGCGUUGGGGCCGGAGGCGAGUAUCCCGUGUCCGGCGCCGGCGCCGUCGAAGCUACCGACGAGAGCGGCCAGUACCGCAAGCACCGCGGCUUCAUGUUUGCCAUGCUGGCUGAUCUUUCUUCUGACCUUGGGUAUGUUUGGGGCGGGCUGGUGCCUCUCCUUUUGCUGCUCUGCGUUGGCCAGAGAGAGGACAAGUACUACAUUGUCUGGCGAACGUCGUUUGCCCUGGGUGCGAUCCCUCCACUUGGCAUCUUUUGGUUCCGUAUGCGCAUGGCUGUUGCUACAGCUUACCGGAAGUCUGCCAUGAGAAAGCAGAGGGUGCCGUACUGGCUGGCCCUGAAGCGAUACUACCGGCCUCUGAUAGGGGCCGCAGCCAGUUGGUUCUUGUACAAUUGGAUUUCUAUUCCCUUCGGAAUCUUUAGCUCAACCAUCAUCAGUCGUGCCAACGUUGGGCAGAGUCUUGUAAAGUCUCUGGGAUGGGGUGUCCUUAUCAACUGUUUCUACAUCCCGGGCCCCUUUUUGGGGGGCUAUCUGUCCGACAGGAUCGGGAGACGGCAGACAAUGGCCCUCGGGUUUGCCCUGCAGGCGAUACUUGGGUUUAUCCUGGGCGGUGCAAUUGGCCCUAUCCAGACAGUCUUCCCACUGUUUGUCGUGCUCUAUGGCAUUUUCUUGACGCUCGGCGAGGUGGGACCUGGAAGCACCGUCGUCCUGACUGCCUCGGAAUGCUUCCCCACGUCCAUCCGGGGCCAGAUGAUGGGCUUCAUCAGCGCCUGGUCAAAAGCCGGUGCUGCGAUUGGGACACAAGUAUUCACGGCUAUCCUCAACAAGUACGCCAGCAAUCCAGACAAGGGGAACCAAGUGGCUUUCCUCAUUGGAUCCGCGUUUGCCGUGCUAGGCGCCCUCGUGGCCUUUUUCGUCAUCCCUGACGUGUCGCGCCGGCUGGACGACGAUGACGCGGCUUGGAAGGUGUAUUUGGCAGACCAUGGAUGGGAGGCGACGUGGGGAGACGGAGAGACUAAGGAUCCUAAAUAA